GUGGCAUCGGAAAGCUUCGGCUCUCCUGUUGCGUGUCCCAGUAAAGGCAGUAGACUACACGUAGAAUCUGCUAGCAUCAGUGAUUUGGUACUCCAGACGUGAAAAACGUAGAAUUAUAGUCGCUCGCGGCUCAGUGUGUAGACUUUGAAUGGGCCGACAUCUAUCGCAACAUAGUCCAAACUCUGGAAGCGUGCGAGAUUCUGCGAGCGAGAUUGAGCUUACACUUUUUGUUACAGUAUCGCCUUGCAUGUGUGUCUUCCGAUACGCGCAGUGUCGGAGGCCUCGGAUUUCCGCCUGGAACUAACUUGGAAGUUGAGCUAGACUCGCAGAAGCUAGUCAGUGACAGCGCUCAGCGUGGUGGUGCCAGAGUGGACGCUCUCGACAUUCGAAUAUCUCUCCGAAUUUUGCUAGCUUUCUUUAGUGCGGUAGUAUUCGCAGGAUGUUGCAAACCCGUAAACAAUGGUAAAAGGUGAAAGCCAAUGUAGCAUUUCAACUGCAGUUGACACUAGCCAAAUCACAAGAAAGGUUUCGUAGCAAUACAAAUGCGCUUCCUUGGCGACGUCGCAGCAGUUUAAAUCACUCUUCCGAACGGCUUCGGAUAGGAGGGGAACGAGCAGGGAGGUAGAGAACUUCGACCAGGAACAAGAAAAAGCGCCAUUGCGCUAGAAACUCAUUAUCAGUGUACCGCCAAGCGCGUGCUGUCCUCUCUUCGUGCCCGGCCCCAGGCAAGUAUGCUGUCCUCUCUUCGUGCCCGGCCCCAGCCCAGGCAAGUAUGAGUAUUGAGUAAAACCUGCGCCCUAGCCUGCAGGUUACGGGACCGUAAGUUUCUUGCUCAACGACUAUUCCGCAAAGGAGCCUUCCAGGAAAUAGCGUAGAACUACGGACGACAGACGACUGCGCCGCAUAAUCCGUAGGUGGAUGACCAGCGACCACCGCUUUGUGGCCAACAGCGGCGGGAGGUAAUCAACGCUGAACGGAAGUGCACGACGUCGAAACUCUCGACAGGCGACGCAGACGUGGCCGUCAUCGUGGAACGAGCUCGAACAUGCCAGCGCAAUGGCAGGCAACAGUGUCUGCCGUUAGAAGGCCUGUCAGUGUCAUCAUAGUAUUCGCAUUGGUGUUGCUAAGCCCACACCACUUGGCUAUGGGAGAGGAAACUGUGCCCGAUGCGCUCCGCACCGGGACGACUCCACAGUGUCACGGCCUGUUUGUGGUAAGGUCAUCUACGCAGGACAAGUCAACCAUGCCAGACAUCGCCAUUGUGAAUUGCACCGGUUUGCCAUCAAAUUGUAAGAUUAAGGCGCAGGAACCCUUCCUCUACCUCGAGUCCAGUCUAACGUCGGAGUUGAUGCAACCUUAUCACUGUCAGUGCAUGUUUAAAAGCGGUAACGCGUGCGGGAGUACAGUCGCAAACACCGAUGUUUACAACUGCACACGUAUCAAAGAGAUGGUAUCACAUUCCCCAGAAUCAGUGCCUGCCUCGGCCGAUAGUCGUCCGUGGAGUUGAAAGCAGCGUCAACCUGAGUAUAUUGACAAACCCGGUGUUUGUCAAUGGCAGCACCAUUCUUACCUGCAUGGUCACAAGCUUAUCAACAGUCCAAUCAAUGAGCAUCGUGCGUAAACAUGGCAGCCAGUCCACUGUCAUCAAGAUCCUGGAUGCCGGUAACUUCAUGCCACCAGUCCUGAACCCCGAGACCAAAGUCUGGCACAAUUCAGUCAGCUAUCUCGUGCCGAAUGUUGAGACCACUGCCAAGUACGCUUGCAACGUCACGUAUUUCGGUGGGGUGCAGAACAUCAGCUCGUACACGUUGUUGCAAGCUGUGCCUCGGCAAACAGCGGAGUUACAUGAGUGCAAAACUAUAGUCGAACAGCAGCUUUGUGAGCAAGGCAGUCCUGGAGAACAGCUCUGUGAAACCUUCAAACAACAGAUAUGUUUUGAUGGUUAUCCGCACAGACAUUGUAACUACAGUCUGCAGCUGGAGUUGCUCCCCAGAAGUAAAGCAUUCUUCCAAUCGUUUGAGGUUCACAUUGGCAUACAAGAUCAAGAAAGCUAUGCCAUGAACAAUAACAGCGCACACAUCUCACCUUUUGUCUUCUACACGUUGGGCGGGGAACUACACGUGCCCAAUCAUGACACCGAUGCCACUGUGUACAAACUCCACGGUCACCAUCCCGGCCAGACGCUGCAGCUGUUUCUCGUGCAGGAGCACAGCAGAAAGCUGGAGCUGCUGUGCCCGACGAUGGCACACCGUCGGGACCUGACAUGCUGCGGUGGCAAUGCCACAUACCGCAUGGACGUCCGAGCUGACCGCCCCGGGAGCGAGAGGCGCAUAGUCCUGGACAUUCUGUGCCACGAUUGUGACACAUGCUGCAGCCCUAACGAAGAAAUGGUCUCAGCUAGAGUCAGAGCAGAUCUAUACUCGGCCUUCCCAACAGCUGAGCCUACCACCAAGAUCACAUCACCGUCAGCGGAUAGUGUCGCAUCGUCAAUGCCGACAGUUACCAUGGUAACAUCCCCGACUACCCUCGGCAAUAUCACUGCCAGUGCUGCCACGGGCGACUCUGUAGCUAGUGCUCCAGGUAUCCCAGCCUCGACCCCUGUGAGUGUUCAGAUGUUUACACAAUCCACCAGCCCUGAACCAUCCACAGAAACCACCAGCCCUGAACCAUCCACAGAAACCACCAGCCCUGAACUAUCCACAGAAACCACCAGCCCUGAACUAUCCACAGAAACCACCAGCCCUGAACUAUCCACAGAAACCACCAGCCCUGAACUAUCCACAGAAACCACCAGCCCUGAACUAUCCACAGAAACCACCAGCCCUGAACUAUCUACAGAAACCACCAUCCCUGAACUAUCCACAGAAACCACCAGCCCUGAACUAUCCACAGAAACCACCAGCCCUGAACUAUCCACAGAAACCACCAGCCCUGAACUAUCCACAGAAACCACCAGCCCUGAACUAUCCACAGAAACCACCAACCCUGAACUAUCAACAAGCAAAAAUGCCGCAUUGAGUCUGUCACUAUCGCAACUACUACCAGAUCUGGACACAGUCGCCGACAGCAUUAGCAGUGAUGCCACAAGCAGUGAUGAUGAUCCGGAUCCAAUGGAGGAGGACGAGAUAGCAAGUCUUGAUAAGAUCAUAGACAAAGUGGAGCAACUAUCCGAAUCCGUCUCAAACGCACAGUUCAAUGAAAAGGAUGUUGACACUGCAGUAAGCUGGGUAAGCAGCUAUCUCUCCAGAGCCAAAGCUAUCAGUCCUGGAGCAACAAUACCCAAGAGUCUGCACAACAGACUGUUCACGGUCAUUCCCAACUUGCUGCAGCCAGGAUCAAUCGACGCCGACUACAUCUCAGUGGCCAACACUGACUUUGUUGCAAUUCUGUCCACCAGAGCGAGUGCCUCGUCAAAGGGCAAAAUCCGGCUUGAUUGGCCAGAGCGCGAGUACAGCCGUGCGGGUGGAAACAGCAGCGAUCAGCCGGAGAAGGCAGGGAUAGUUUCUGUGCAGCUUCCCUCAAUGCUGUUCCAAGAGUUGGGCAAUACGUCGGACAGUGCUUCCGUAAUGCAGCUGUCCAUAGUGCUCAACGGAAGCAUAUUUGGCUCGCCGAACGCUGAUGAUAUCCCCGACGUGCGUGAUCCGGAGGACGUCUUCGGGACUCCCGUCUCCUCGGUUAUAAAUCUGCAAGUCGGCCACAACGCCUCCUCCAACCUUCCCGAACCAGUGAGGAUAUCCCUAGCAGCGUCAAACAAAACCACCAAGCUGGGUGGUGCCAAUGGCAGUGUGGUGUGUGCAUUCUGGAACACCACGCUACGCAGCAAUACUGGUGGCUGGUCACGACGUGGUUGCAGUCUGGUGUCCAACUCUGCAAACACCAUCACGUGUGAAUGCAAUCAUCUAACGAGUUUUGCAUUAAUCCAGAGCCUGUUUCCACGUGGACCUAGCUCGGGGCCUAGCGAAACGCAGCGCAACGUCACCCUCUACGGGCUGGCCAUCUCAUCCCUGUUCCUCAUCGCCACUGUUCUAGUCUUACUCUUGUUCAGAAAGCUACGGGUGGACAUUGCCAAUCGCCUGCUCUGCCAUUACUGCAUGGUCAUGCUGGUACUGAACGUCAUCACCGUUGUCAAUCAGAGCAUCACCCCAUCACCAUGGCGAUGCACAGUGAUCAACGUGCUCACACACUACACCCUUCUGACCCUGUACCUGUGGGCGCUGGUGCAGGCUCUGCACCUGUACCGACUCCUGGUCACCGUGUUCUACAAGGAGGUAUCGCACAUCCACCGCAAGGCCAUUGUUGUAUGCUACGGUGUCCCGUGUUUAGUUUGCCUGUUGACAAUGGCAUCACGGCGCUUCAGCAUGGACAAUUAUAGUGGGUACAACGAGAGAAAUUUAUGUCAAAUGCGCACAAUACCGGACGGCGUUGUGGCACUGCUGGUCCCGGUCAACGCCAUCGUCCUCUUCAACCUGGUCAUCUUCGUCCGCGUCAUGCAUGUGUCCAUACGCCAGAGCUCCAGCGCGGUGAAGUCGAGUGUCUCCACAAGACGACUGGUACGCGUUGGCACGGGAACAUUCCUGGCUCUAGGUCUCUCUUGGAUCCUGGGGAUGUUCUCCGUGGUAGCUAGAUACGAGUGGCUGAAGAUACUGUUCUCUGUUGCUCUCUCAGCGUGUGGCAUGCUGAUCUUCAUCACCAAGGUAUUGCUUUCCCAGCAAGUGCGCACGGCCGUUUCUGCCAGCUUGGAACGAACAAUGGACGUCAGCUCACGCCACGGGCGCAAGAGCAGCGCAGGAGUCGCUACUGUCGGUAGCGGCGACAUCAAGAACAACGACAAUCGCUCGCGGUUGCCACGAAAAAUUCAGCAGCGUCGCCUGAGCUCGUUUCUACUCCGGGUCAGCCCGUACCGCUCGCGUACGUCCUACUGCAGUGGCUGCUCGGCAAUGCGCAGCGGUGCUCCGUGCAACACAUGCACACAGGCACUGCAGCUAGAUAACACCAGUGCCACCGCUCUCUCCAUGCAAACGCUGCACACAUGCGUCUCCUUGGCAAUGAUCUCCGCGCCGACGAGUCCGUCGAAGGAGGAGGACACUGUCGGACGGGAUACAAACCUCAGCCUGACAGUGACGUCCGACAACAGCACGGUCCAUCCCUCCUCCGUGAAGAGCAAGCUGGAGGAGGGCAGGGCGCCUUUUUGGGUUUAACUGACUGCAGUUGCAGACUGUCCUACGUACACGCUCGCACCCUGCACGCCUGAACGUGCAUGUGCGAGCACGGACGCACAAGAGCGUGCACACACGCAUGCACAUGCACGCGGCUACGUGUCAAGAUUCUACUCUGGACAGACGGCUUUCACGGCAGGGGGCUCAGAUGACAUUGAAAGAACCCGGAAGCCAUUCCGGUCACUGAACCUGACUGACCUGUGAGAUGCCUGCGCUGCACACUGGUGUGUAUCGUAUGUAGCAAAAGGAAGGAAUUCUCAAAUUGGCUGGCUGCUCUGUAGGGUCUACUCAACACAGUAAAUUUCACUGCCAUUGUCCAACGAGAUGGCCGUUGAAUUUCCCAUGUCUUCAGCGGCAAAGCACACUUAUGUUUUGUACAACAAGUAAGUUUAAGUUGCUAAAAGAUUAUCCAACUUACACUACUAUAACCUCUAACCCAGACAUUUGAAAUAACCCCGAAAAAUCCUUUAGAAGUGUGACAGGUACGUGAAGACUUCUGAGCACACACACUAGCAGUCGCGCUGAAAUUCACUCAAUUUUCUUCCACUGCUAAACGAUUUUAGAAUUUCAAAAAGGCCGGCUUACGGUCCGUCCAUAAGAGAUUUAGUGAGGUAGAACGAUUCUCUGGUAUUGUGCCAGGAUACACAUGACAUGAUAGCAGCAUCUCCUCGGCUCCCCCUCUCUCGCACAACGUUUAAUCAGCUAACACUUUUCCCGUCGCAAUAUCGCCAAUAUUAUUCACAUCAUUCACUUCAUCACAUUGUUAUUCUCGUUUCGGACUCUACCUGUCUUUAAAAGCAAUAAUUUGGUGAGACACACACAAUGGAAAUAUUUACUUCAAUUGAUGCUGAGAAAUUUCCCUGUUCAGCUGCCGAUUUCUCUUCACCUCAAUUUCAUCACGCUUUUUAGUAGGACAGGUUUAUAUCGUCAUAUUCCUCCUGUCCACAACAAAUCACAGAUUUGACCC
Molecule: messenger RNA, 6183 nt
Organism: Sycon ciliatum
Lineage: Eukaryota; Metazoa; Porifera; Calcarea; Leucosolenida; Sycettidae
Product: adhesion G-protein coupled receptor G2-like
Exons: 14
Coding region: 1419-5198 (1259 amino acids)
Biological process (GO): cell surface receptor signaling pathway; adenylate cyclase-activating G protein-coupled receptor signaling pathway
Cellular component (GO): plasma membrane
Molecular function (GO): G protein-coupled receptor activity
Source: RefSeq, a predicted model, not a curated record